Fomitiporia mediterranea MF3/22 is the source of this 990-nucleotide messenger RNA. RefSeq lists its product as uncharacterized. The record is from RefSeq and is a predicted model, not a curated record. Bases 1 to 990 code for a protein of 329 amino acids. Gene Ontology annotation, molecular function: heme binding; electron transfer activity. Lineage: Eukaryota; Fungi; Basidiomycota; Agaricomycetes; Hymenochaetales; Hymenochaetaceae. The transcript has 7 exons. Gene Ontology annotation, biological process: mitochondrial electron transport, ubiquinol to cytochrome c.
AUGGCUAGGCUGCCUGCCUCAGCUCUCUGCAAAGUGACAGCGCUGUCGGCAUCAAGGCGUGCCAGCCAGUCAUUUGGUUCGGCAGUUCGCUACUCCUCGAGCUCGUCAAGCUCAUCUGCGACUUAUGAGAAUUUUUUCGCCUCUCGCACUGCUCUCGUGUCUGCGACACUUUUCACUGUUGGCUCGAUUGCAUGGUACUCGCAUGUCUACGGAACUCUCCCAUUCAUCGGCGAAGUCCAUGCAUCCUCUCCAGCAGAAGAAGGGUUACACCCAACUAACUGGCCAUUCUACCACAAGGGUCUUCUAAACACUUUUGACCACGCCAGCAUUCGUCGAGGGUACCAGGUGUACCGCGAAGUGUGCGCGUCUUGCCAUUCCCUGGAGCGUAUUGCUUGGCGAAACCUUGUUGGUGUCUCGCACACGGUAGAUGAAGUGAAAGCGAUGGCAGAAGAGGUUGAAUACACAGAUGGACCCAAUGAUGCUGGCGAUAUGUUCCAACGUCCUGGGAAGCUUUCAGACUACAUGCCGUCCCCCUAUCCGAAUGAAGAGGCUGCACGUGCAAGCAAUGCCGGAGCCCUUCCUCCUGAUUUAAGUCUAAUGAUCAAGGCUCGUCACGGCGGUGCAGACUACGUGUUUUCCUUGCUUACCGGUUAUGUUGAUCCUCCAGCUGGUGUCAAGCUUUUGGACGGGUUGAACUACAACCCAUACUUCCCUGGCGGUGCUAUUGCCAUGGCCCGUGUAUUGUUCGACGGCCUGGUGGAAUACGAGGAUGGUACUCCUGCAACAACGAGUCAAAUGGCGAAGGACGUCGUGACGUUCCUAUCCUGGGCUUCUGAACCCGAACACGACGAGCGAAAGAAGUACGGAUUAAAGGCCGUUAUUCUCUUUUCAGCGCUUACCGCAAUAAGCAUUUACGUGAAACGAUACAAGUGGGCCCCGAUCAAGUCCAGAAAAAUCAUUUACAACCCGCCUGUGCCGAAAGGACACUAA